AUGCUCUGGGGAACUUCGUGCUCGAGCGCUCACGAUAAGCCUAUAUUACCCUUCGAUGGUAACCACCGUGGGGCUGGUAUACACAUCUGCAAUGGCUUUGGCUUGACUGUGAUCCUGAUCACCCUUGCCAUCAGAGCCUACAUACGAACACGGGUGGCACCUCCAUGGACAUAUGACGACCAUGCGCUGGCUGCUGCCACCAUACUUGCAACCAUACAAUGCUUGCUGGUAUUUGUUGAAGUCAGCGGUGGAUUCGGCACGUCGUUGGAGCUCUUGAACCCGGAACAACUGUUGACUGUCCAGAGGCUAGGCUAUGCAGCCGACAUCUUCUACGUCCUCUCAAUCUAUGCCGGCAAGAUCAGUGUCGUGCUACUGUUCAAGCGCAUCAUCGCGGAACGAAUGCACCAGAUCGUUGCAUGGAGCAUCUUCGGUGGCUGCUGCGUAAUGGGCUUCAUCUCCAUCUUUCUCUCAGCUUUGCGCUGCGAUGUUUCUCAACCAUGGUUGCAGUUCGAGAAGAAUUUCCCUUCACUCGCCGCGCAAUGGUCUGCAGUCGCGGCUUUCGAUAUCGUCACCGAGCUAUCGCUCUUCUUCAUCAGCAUCCUCCUCGUCCAUGGUCUCCACACCAAGGCUAAGAACAAAGGGCGAGUAGUCCUAGCAUUCGGCAUUCGCCUGCCCAUCAUCGCCAUCAUAAUCAUCCGCCUCAUCUACCUCAAAAGAGAACUCCAAUCCCCCGACCCAACCCUCGAUGGCGUCCCCGCCUCCAUCCUCACCCAAGUCGAAAUCUUCUACAACAUCAUCACCGCCACCGUACCCUGCCUCCGUCCCUUCCUCGCAGGCUUCGCAACCAACUUCGGCGCCAUCGGCAGCGGCACGGUCCUCGGAGGCUCACAAAUCGGCACCGGCAGCAAGAACAGCCACAGCAACUCCAAAAGCGGGAGUUUUGCCCUAUCCUCCCUCACAUCGAGGAAUCGCAUCUCCGCUUUGAAAGAGAAGAUCAUACCGACGAGCACGACACAGAGUUCGAGGAGCCAUGAUGUGACGGGGGAGGAUGAUAGCUGGCGUCCGGAUCCGAGUAAUAAUGAGACGACGGUGACGAGGGGGAAUUCGCGUUUGCCUGGGAAUGAUGCGAGUAGUAUCGCGAGCGAUGAGAGUACGAAGAUGAUUAUCAAGAAGGAGGUGCAGUUCUCGGUGGGCAGUGUGAGGGAGCAUGGGGCGCAGCAUUUGGGUGUGCCUGAUGAGGUGGGCAGAGCGAGUCAGGCGUGA
Zasmidium cellare ATCC 36951 is the source of this 1263-nucleotide messenger RNA. RefSeq lists its product as uncharacterized. The transcript is spliced from 4 exons. The record is from RefSeq and is a predicted model, not a curated record. Bases 1 to 1263 code for a protein of 420 amino acids. NCBI's taxonomy places the organism in Eukaryota, Fungi, Ascomycota, Dothideomycetes, Mycosphaerellales, Mycosphaerellaceae.